Molecule: messenger RNA, 1874 nt
Organism: Nasonia vitripennis (jewel wasp)
Lineage: Eukaryota; Metazoa; Arthropoda; Insecta; Hymenoptera; Pteromalidae
Gene: eIF1A
Product: eukaryotic translation initiation factor 1A, X-chromosomal
Exons: 5
Coding region: 535-978 (147 amino acids)
Biological process (GO): translational initiation
Cellular component (GO): cytoplasm
Molecular function (GO): RNA binding; translation initiation factor activity
Source: RefSeq, a predicted model, not a curated record
GUCGCGCCGUUGCGUCUGUAUUAUAUGAUUAUAUGGAUCACUCGCGCGAGCGAAUUUCCUACAAAAAUCAAGUGCGAAUAAUUAAUCUUCGCUGUGGAUGACUCAAAGUACCUCAGCUGAAAUUUUGAGAGUAAAAAUCAUCGAUUCAAUGACGCUUUUUCGAUUUAUUAAUUGAAUAAUUUGAACUGCCCGCGCAAUAACAAAAUGAUCGAUACAACAGCAUGAUAGUCGCGCUAACGUCUAGUCAAGAGAGCGAUCACAGUUUUAUUGUUGAACAAAAAUGACAAUUUUAUGCUUUUCGCGCUUCGUUAAUUAGAAAAAAAUAAGAAUAAAAAUUCUAGCGCUCAAGUCCAAGUGAAAUUUUCCUAUACGAGCAUGUAAAUUUUAUUUCGUUGCCAGUCGUGUGGCGUCGCGCGUUCGUUUCGCGUAGUAUUUCCUCUUCCCUUUCGCGUGCCAGCAGCCAGAUUGAGCUCAAGGAGUUGGUGAGACAACUGUUUGUGGAUUUUUGUAGUUUUCUCCAGUAAACCUCUAAUCAUGCCGAAGAAUAAGGGAAAGGGAGGUAAAAACAGGAGGAGAGGAAAGAACGAGAAUGAGACGGAAAAGAGAGAGUUGGUCUUCAAAGAGGAUGGCCAAGAAUAUGCACAAGUCACAAAAAUGCUUGGCAAUGGCCGGUUAGAAGCAAUGUGCUUCGAUGGUGUCAAGCGAUUGUGUCACAUCAGAGGGAAGCUGCGUAAAAAAGUAUGGAUCAAUCAAGGUGAUAUUAUUCUUAUUGGUUUACGUGAUUACCAAGAUGCCAAAGCAGACGUAAUCUUAAAGUAUACUGCCGAUGAAGCCAGAAACUUGAAAACUUACGGAGAGUUCCCAGAAACAGUCCGCAUCAACGACACUGUCACGUUUGUAGAAGAUGGUUUCGAUGAAGAUAUUGAAUUCGGUGAUGAAAUUAGUGACGAUGAUGAAGACGAUGUGGACAAUAUCUGAUGAUCUAACAAAUUAAGCAGUGAAUAGAAUAAAAUAUCAGGAAUAUAAUCGACUACUCGGUGAGGAUGCUUUAGCAUUUGCUGUUUUUCUACAGCUAAUUCUCGAACGGUCGGUGUCUUGUAACUAUAAUAAAUCUUCAAGUUUUUGUUCGAUCCAAGUUACGUUCUUGUCGAUGAAAAAUGUAUCAUUUCAUAGAUAUUUCCGUUAAAAAUUAGGUACUGAUUUUUAUUUUAUUAUUUGAAACUCGAUGUUAUUUCCAAUACCUCCACUACGUGGUGCAGGUCAUCCAUGGUUCUAUCAAGACAUGAUUAAAUAGGUUUGAUUUUGUAGAUAAAAAAAAAGAUUUGUAUUAUAACGUGAAAACGGGCGUUUUCAUAUCAGCGUUUUUUAAGAGUUUCCAAGCUACUCAUUCACCUCGAACUGUUUAUUUUACAAAAAUUAUUGUAUGGUGUAUCAUUUCAUACCAACUGAAAUGAAUAAAUCAAUUGACUAACAAUGCUCUGAGUAUCAUUUUAUGAUUCCUUAUAUUCAAAUUAAUAAAUUAUUGAACGUAAAAACUAAUUGUUGAUACGAGAAUAAAUAUCUUAUUAUCUCGGCCUUGAUCGUUUGUCAUUGUGAGAUAUAUUUAUAUAUAAAAUAUCAACGUAAGGACGCAAUGGCAACUUUGAUUAUGCUGUUUCUCGUUUUCGACUCUAUCCUAUUGUAAUAAAUAUAUAAGCUGCCAACAAUAGUGUCCAAUCCAUGCAAAUUUUAAAAUAUUAAGAAUUAAGAAAAGAUAUCUGAAUCCAUUAAUUUCAUAGAGAAUAAUAAACUUCGUAAUUCAGAUGUGCAAUAGUUACCUUUACCAUAGCGCUGCUGUAUCAAUUGUACGUCAAUAAAUAAAUCAAUUAUCACAA